AUGGCGGCCCCACCGCCUCCCGCGUCCCAGACUAACCCCGCUGUCUCCGCAGGCGUGGCGGCGCAGCGCACGGGCGGCCUCCUCAAGCCCAGCGGCGACCGGCCCAUCGGCGUCACGCCCCCCUCGGGCAACGGCAACCGCGUGGACAACACCCGCCCCCUCCUGCAGCCCUUCAACGGCAACGUCUACAACUCGCACUCGAGCAGCAGCAAGCGCCCUCCGCCCGGGGCCGACCUGGGCCCCUCCCAGGGCUCCUUCCAGAGCUCCUUCCAGGAGUACCCGCAGGGCUCGUACCCGGGCUCGUUCCAGGGCUCGGCCCAGGGGCCUCCGUCAUCGCAGGGGCAGGGCCACUCCUUCCAGUUCCAGAGCACGGGCACCAGCGGCUCGGGCGGGGUCACCAAGACGCCCUCGGGGGUCGAUGUGGGCGGUUCGAAGGACAAGUCGCCUCCCGUCGCAGGAUUCACGAACGCGGCGCAGGGCGCCUCCUCGGGCGGCAGGCCUCCUCAGGAGGCGCCUCGUCGGGGGGCCGCCCGACGGGCCGCCCUCCGACUCCGCCCUCGCCUCGUCCUCGGCCGCCGCAGGAAGCCCGCCCAAGAACGGCAACAAGGGGGAGGCCAACCUGAGCCUGGGGGGCUUCGGCGGCGCCUUCGGGCUGGGCGGCAAGGACAAGGUCAGCGCGGCGGCGCAGGAGGGUUCGGACCCCAGCAAGGACGCCGGCGCGAAGCCCUCGAACCCCUCGUCGCGCGGCAAGAACGCAGGAAACAAACAAACAUCUCCCUGGACGACGAUGGUGUUGCUCCUGCCGCUCGCCUUGCACGCCAUUCCCCGUUAGCUGGGAGCGAGGCAGCUCGAGGCAGCCGAUCCCGGACCCAAAAAACUGUGAUUAGGGAACAAGGCGACAGGUGCUCUAGGUCCGCCCGCAAUAAGAGACAAAAUACAUCGCACUGUUUUCUCCCAACAUUCACUACUCAUUGCCAUUGUUAACCGUACCCAGAGUAGGUUAGACGAAAUAAAAUGUUAGGAUGACAGUUACUCUCUUCAGUCCUUCAUUGUUAGGCUUGAGUAUCUACGUUGGUAAUAUAUUUCGAAUAGAAUUAAGAGGAACUAAUUAAUAAUGAUGAUAAUGAUAAGCAUAAAUGAUAAUAAAUUACCAGGAAGCAAACUCUCAAUUUCAGAUUAAAGGAAAUUGAAUACAGCAUAGAAUGGAUGCUGUGUGAGAUCUCUGUAAAGAUAGUAACAACAACCAUGAGUUGAACAAGUCAAUAGAUCAUGUCUCCCAGAGCAUACUCUUAAAGGAAAGAGAAAAGGGAUCCUCUUUCUACCUAGGAAGACGA
This is a messenger RNA of Penaeus vannamei (Pacific white shrimp), 1334 nucleotides long. The record is from RefSeq and is a predicted model, not a curated record. NCBI's taxonomy places the organism in Eukaryota, Metazoa, Arthropoda, Malacostraca, Decapoda, Penaeidae.